This is a messenger RNA of Stegodyphus dumicola, 1091 nucleotides long. RefSeq names its product protein adenylyltransferase SelO, mitochondrial-like. The record is from RefSeq and is a predicted model, not a curated record. Lineage: Eukaryota; Metazoa; Arthropoda; Arachnida; Araneae; Eresidae.
AUGAUCUUAGUUGUAGAGAUUAUUUUUAUGCAUGGAAAUUUCCAAAGCUCUGAGAAAUGUACUAUUGUAUUAAGGAUUGCUCCAUCAUUCAUUAGAUUUGGUUCCUUUGAGAUCUUUAAAACACUAGAUAAGUUUACUGGAAGAGUUGGCCCAAGUGUGGGAAGAACUGAAAUCAUGCAUCAGUUACUUGAUUAUGUUAUUGAAACCUUUUACCCUGAGAUUUAUAAAAGUUCUGGAGAUAAAGUGGAGAAGUAUGCAGCCUUUUUUAAAGAAGUAGUUCUUCGAACUGCUAGAUUAGUAGCUGGAUGGCAGUGUGUUGGAUUUUGCCAUGGAGUUUUGAAUACUGACAACAUGAGCAUUCUUGGUUUGACUCUAGAUUAUGGACCUUUUGGAUUUCUAGUAUCAUUGUAUAAUGUAGACAAGAAGAAACUAGAAGAGAAAUUCUUAUGUCCUAAUUAUCUAGAUUUAAUCCAAGAACUGUUAAGUACCAUGGAGAAGACAGGUGCUGAUUAUACAAAUACUUUCUGUUGUUUUUCACAUAUUGAUAUUACAAAUUCUAUGAAAAUAGAUGAAACUAUAGAUUUAACUAAGGAAAAAAUUCUCAAACAGUGUUAUCCUUUAGAAGUAUUAAAGCACAGCUUUAAAAAUACUACAAAUUCAUUAAAUCUCUCAACUUUAAUGAGAUUGCAAAAUUCUGAUCCACAGAUAAUUGAACAGCUUGGUAUAUCAGGUGUAUCUCUUGAAAGGCUUCUCUCUUUGGCCAACGCAAGCCCAUUUGAGGAAAUGACCCAAGAAAGUAAGAAUGAACGUGAUAGAGAUUUGUGGUCUGCUUGGUUGGAAAAGUAUAAGACAAGACUAAUCAAAGAAGUAGAAGCUUGUGAUACUGAUUUUUCUGUUUUCAAUUAUGAGAGACUAGAUGUUAUGAAAAACAAUAAUCCAAGGUUCAUUCUACGCAACUAUAUUGCUCAAAAUGCUAUUGAAAAAGCAGAGUCUGGUGAUUAUAGUGAAGUUAGGAAACUCUGUGAAAUAUUGAAGAAACCUUAUGAUCAAUCAUAAUUCUGUAUUGAUAAAAUUGUUCAUCAAAAGGUCGU